AUGCUGAAAGAAGAAAGAAAGAAUUCAAUUUUAGCUAAAGAAAUAAAUUUUUCAAUGAUGAAACAGUUCAUAAGGCAAGAUUACCUUACAGCGGGGUUGGACAAUGGGAAUCAAGUCAAAUGGAGUCAAAAUAGACAAAAAUUUAGAGCACAACAACAAUUGUUGUUUUACAUAAGAGUAAUGAUUGUAAAUAAGCAUGAAAAACGAUCUAUUGAUGAAGCCGUUUAA
Molecule: messenger RNA, 228 nt
Organism: Clunio marinus
Lineage: Eukaryota; Metazoa; Arthropoda; Insecta; Diptera; Chironomidae
Source: the annotation of a GenBank genome assembly